ACCAUAGGUCCAUAACUACUCUCUCUCUCUCUCUCUCUCUCUCUCUUGUUCUGGAUCCAUGGCUUUGAUCCUACAGUGUUCACCACCUUCUCCUUCUUGCUCGUUACCUCCCUUCAAUUCCACCAUUAAUGCUUGUUCUUGCUACUCAUCUGCAAACUGGCCCCGGAGAGCGAUGGACCUGAGCUGUUUUUCAUGGCAGCAAGUAUUGCCUGCAAGCUGUUUGUAUAAUUGCCUCAGUGACAGUGCUGGGCUGCGAGUGUCUAACGUAUCAGGCAUGCGCACUGAUCACUCAAAGAACAUUCUUUGGGUGCAGCGUUGGAGAGGAAUGGGCCUAAGCUGUUUUUCUCCACGAGAGCAAGCUUUGCCUGCAAGGUGCAUGUAUAAUUGCCGCAGUGAAAGUGCUGAGACAAGAGUCUUUGUCAUGUCUGGUUUGUACACUAAUCCGUUGAAGAAAAGUAUGUUGUGGUUGCGGCGACAGAAAGGGAUGAAUGUGUGCUGGUUUUCACGGCAAACAGAAUUGCCUGCAAGGUAUUUGCAUAAUUGCCUCAGUGAUCGUGCUAGACCGAGAGUCUUUGUUGUGUCGGAUUUGCACACGGAUUACUUGGAAAACAUGUCGUGGGUGCGGCGCUUGUCAAGUGUGUUGUAUAAGAAGGAUGUUCUUAUUGUAGCUGGUGAUGUUGCGGAGACGUACAAGAACUUUGUGAAUACUAUGUCAGAGUUGAGAGAUAGGUUCCAAGUUGUUUUCUUUGUGCCUGGGAAUCAUGAUCUUUGGUGUCGAAGAGAAGGGGAGAACUAUCUUGAUUCAUUGGAAAAGCUAGAUAUGUUGCUUGAUGCAUGCAGAGAAUUGGGAGUCAGUACUAGACCGAGAACUAUCGAUGGUGUGGGGAUAAUUCCUUUGUUUUCAUGGUAUCACAAGAGUUUUGACAAAGAAAAGGAUGUGACAGGUGUUCGGAUUCCUUCACUUGAGAUGGCUUGCAAGGACUUCCAUGCGUGCAAAUGGCCGGAGGAGCUAUCAAAUAAUGAUGCUUCCCUUUCUCAAUACUUUGAUUUGUUGAAUGAGAAGAACCUCAAUGCAAUGGAACAGAUUACGAAAAAGAGUAACCAAAUAAUAACAUUCUCUCACUUCAUUCCUCGGCAAGAGUUAUGCCCAGAGAAAAGGAUGCUUUUUUACCCAAACCUUCCAAAGAUCAUAGGCUCUGAUGCUCUAGAGGUUAGAAUAAGGUCAAUUCAUGGACAAAGGGGUAGCACAUCUGCUUGUCAUGUAUUUGGACACACACACUUCUGUUGGGAUGCUGUACUUGAUGGCAUCAGGUAUGUCCAAGCUCCAUUGGCUUACCCUAGAGAAAGGAAAAGAAGAAUGAAUGGUGGUGAAGACUGGUUGCCUUUUUGUGUAUAUGAUUGUGGAUUGACUGAGCAACUAUCUCCUUCAUUCUGGUCUGAUUACUACACCAAAAACAAAAGAGAACCUGAAAAUACAGAACUUGCACCAUGGGUCGCCAGAUUUUACAAAAGGUAACCCUGGAUAACUUGUAUGUUCUAUUCAUUAUUUGGUUUGAAGCCAACUAUUUGUUCUGUAACCUAGGGCCAUUGUUUGCUUUUGUCUCUCAGCUAAAAAGAACAAAUAUUCAUUUUGGUCCCUCAA
Dioscorea cayenensis subsp. rotundata (Guinea yam) is the source of this 1642-nucleotide messenger RNA. Its product is annotated as acyl-carrier-protein phosphodiesterase PptH-like. NCBI's taxonomy places the organism in Eukaryota, Viridiplantae, Streptophyta, Magnoliopsida, Dioscoreales, Dioscoreaceae. The transcript has 6 exons. The record is from RefSeq and is a predicted model, not a curated record. Gene Ontology annotation, molecular function: hydrolase activity. The coding region runs from base 59 to 1516 and encodes 485 amino acids.